Messenger RNA from Mauremys reevesii (Reeves's turtle), 1979 nucleotides. RefSeq names its product maestro heat-like repeat-containing protein family member 2B. The transcript has 16 exons. The record is from RefSeq and is a predicted model, not a curated record. The coding region runs from base 755 to 1792 and encodes 345 amino acids. Lineage: Eukaryota; Metazoa; Chordata; Testudines; Geoemydidae. Gene Ontology annotation, cellular component: cytoplasm.
GGCUAUCCUGGCCAUGACAGACUGAGAGGCCAACUGCCUACCAGGACAGGAGCUCUUUGGAGAAAGGACUGGAGGAAGUGGUGAAAAAAGACUAAAACAUGAAUAAUCUUGUGAGUGAACAGGAGGUAACUGAGAGAGGUGUUUAUAAUGAGGUUGUUUCCCUCCUGGCACACAUGGAUGACCAAGAUAAGGACAGAAUUGCCCUCAGGAUUGCCUCUAUAGCUAAGACCAAGCUGGCUAGUGUUGUGAGAGUUCUGCUGGAGAAAUUGCAACAGGAUAAGCAAAACAGAGUAGCCAUCUACUAUAUCCUGGAGGAGGUAUUACAGCAGGACACCGGGGGCCUAGAGAUAAGGCUAGUGAAAAACAUUGUAAGCCUAGCCUCAGACCAGAUGAGAGAGACUCAGGAAGCAACAAAUGAAGUAAAAGUGGCAGCUAGCAACACGUUAGUGACUCUGGCAAGCUGCUAUUUUGAUCAUGUCAUGUAUGAGCUACACUGUCAUCUGAAACCACCGAAGCUGCCUGAAGAGUUUAUUUUAGUUACGCUGGCCAACCUGUCAUCAGCCUAUGCACUUCUGGAACAAUGGUCAAGGGCAGUACGUCUCUUUUUGGCUAACUGGGAAAAGUGCUCAUUCCCCAAAGUGGGCCAAUUGCGACUCUGCAAUCAUUUUCUUCCGUCUACACUCAUGUGACCAGCAACUGGCUGACCUGUGAGGAGCCGGAGCUCAAGCAGGCUAUCAUCAAAGCCCUUGGUCCCAUGAUGAGCCUCCUGCUACACAAAGAGGAGUAUCAAGAUCAGAUAUUUGAACACCUCUCAUGGCUCCUUGAGCAAUAUAAUGAAAACACUGAUGUUUUUCACGUCACCAAGAGUCUGAGCCAGCUCUUGGAGGUCUCUGGUGAAUAUAAGAUCCCUCUCCCUGACGGGAAGUUUCAAGCCAUCUGCAGUGCUCUGCAUAACCAGAUCUGUUCUCAAGCUAAGCCGCUCAGCAUGGAAAAUCACACAGAGCUGGUCCAUUGUGUAGUUCAACUAGCCCGUUCUUCUCCUGAUGAUCUGAUAGCCUUUCUGCACUCGCAGCUGGAGAUUGAGAAUGAGGCUGUUCGUGUGGCAUCUCUGAAUCUGCUCAGAGCUAUUGUUGGUGCUGACUUGCCCGAGACAAGACCGAAAAAGUGUCUGAUUGUGAAGGCAGUGAAAUCCACUUUCAGUGAUCAGAAUGCUACGGUGAGGAAGGCAGUUCUUCAUUUCAUCCAGAGGCUGCUCAGCUUACAAAGUGUGGAGAACUGUGCAGCUUGGGAUAUGGUAGCACAUGUUUUCACGGAGUUCAGCGUGUCCACCAGCAAACUAGCUAUUCCGGAAGAAAACACGAUCCAAACCCUUUGCACUGACAUCCUGCAAUGUCUGGACACCUCGGUCACUGGAAUGACCCAAGUGUUAUGGCCAAGGCUUCUCGAAUAUGUGGUGCCAGUUCAGUACACUGGUACUUUGAAGACUCUCUGCAGAUGCCUUAGGGAGCUGGCUGAGAAAAAGCAGCAGGAAGGAGAAGAAGCUGCUUGCCUUGACUACGGUGGACCAGUGAAACUCCCUACACCCCAGGGGCUGCUGGCACGACUCCUGGUAGUAGCCUCGUCCCCUUAUGCAGGAGAAGGACACGGAUGUGCUGCCUUGCAGUUACUACAGGCCCUGCACCAAAAUAUCCAUGUAGCAGUGGGUGAGAUGUGGGGAGUAAAGAUCCCAUCUCUGCUGCAGUACAUUGAAGGUAAAGUGCUAGUUAGGAGGAGUGCGGUCCAUGGAGCAUAGAAGGGAAGCCAGAAAAUGCAGCUUCGUAUCGACACGUGUGUGCCAUUCCUGUUGCAGUAUGUGGGAACAGUGGGGAAUUGAAAUUGGGCUUCUAGGCCCUCACUUUUCCUUCAUCUGGAUAACUGUGAACCACUGGGCUAAAUCUAGAGUUAAACCACUGAAGCCAAUUCAAUCCGGGCAGAAUCAG